Messenger RNA from Neogale vison (American mink), 486 nucleotides. RefSeq names its product CFAP97 domain containing 2 (gene CFAP97D2). Bases 1 to 486 code for a protein of 161 amino acids. The record is from RefSeq and is a predicted model, not a curated record. Lineage: Eukaryota; Metazoa; Chordata; Mammalia; Carnivora; Mustelidae. The transcript is spliced from 4 exons.
AUGCGGAGAGCCCCCCGGCCAGCUCUUCCCUGUGGCAGCGAGAGCCUGCAGCGCACCUGGGAGAAAGCCUACCAGGAUCACAGGAGAAAGGUCCAGGACGCCCAGCCCGUCGUGGACGCCCGCGCCCCCUGGAGCCUCGGCCACCUCCGCCUGAAACUCAAGAAGCUGAAGCGGGAGGAGGCGCGGCUUGCCACCAUCGCCAGGGACAACCGCCUGCUGCUGGAGAAGCUGUCCCGCGUCAUGAGGGCCGGGGGACGGACCGAGAGCGGAGACCACCACGGGCACAAGAGCUCAAUCCAGGACAGGAUCCUGCAGGAGAGCCCCACACCUGCUGCCUGGAUUCUCUUUGAAAAACGCAAGUCCCAACCCACCUGCAGGUCACCCCACACCAUCGAGUGGCUUCCCCCUCCUCCUCCUCCUCGCCUGCCUGAUAUGUCACACUCAGGAAAUGGGGGAAGAAGGAGGGAAAAGAGGGAGCAGAAGUGA